UGUAUGGCCUGUGGAUUGGUUUCAGGAUUAUGCACAUCUCUUAGCGCAGAGUCUUGUUUCCAGGUCGCUUGAGUUGUGUAAGAUAGCAACCUGUUCUGGAUGUGGCCAUUGUAAUAAGUGUUGGGUCGGUAGGGUUUAGUAAGGGACCUAUGUUUGGGGGUCUUGAGCUGGAUGGGCUUAUAUCUAUCUGUCUGUGGUUGUUCCAAACCUUCUAUAAUUCAAUAGUAGUAUCAGAUGGUCAAAUAAAAAUAAUACUUUAAACAUUUACACAUUUCCGUGGUGUGUCUUGAAUGAUUGCUGAAAAAAUUAAACAUAAAAAUUUCUUAUAACUUUUGAUUUGUUCUCAUAUGUUUAAGUUUCCAACCUACUUACGACUCUAAUUGAUUUAAUCACAUUUUAUCACCGAACCAAUUAUUGAGACAAUAAGCUAGUAGGUAGGUGUAACAAAUCCACAAAAAACAUUAUAUAAAAUCAACUAUCCAUCUACUACUUCUAUCAAACGACCAAUGGAUUCAGAUCAGGAACUCGCAUACGACUACUCUCCAAGGUUCCGUGUCUACAAGAACGGCCAAAUCCAACGCCUUGUCACAGAAACCUUCGUCCCAUCUUCACUAACCCCUCAAAACGGCGUCGUUUCCAAAGACGCCGUCUACUCACCGGAGAAAAACCUCUCCCUCCGAAUCUACCUCCCUCACCAAACCCUCGAGACCAGUGAAGCGAACAAGAAGAAGAAAAAACUCCCACUCCUCAUCUACUUUCACGGUGGAGCCUUCAUCAUGGAAACCGCUUUCUCCCCGGCUUACAACACUUUCCUCACAUCAACCGUUUCAGCCGCCGGCUGCAUCGCCUUCUCGGUGGAUUACCGCCGUGCACCCGAGCAUCCCAUUCCCAUCCCGUACGAAGACUCCUGGGACGCGGUCAAAUGGAUAUUCACUCACGUCGCCGGUUCUGGACCGGAAGAUUUGGUGAACGAUCACGCCGACUUCAGGAGAGUGUUCGUCGCCGGAGACAGCGCCGGAGCAAACAUCGCGCAUCAUAUGGCGAUCAGAGCCGGUGAAGAGAACGGUAGUAUCAAGAUCUCGGGGAUGACUCUGUUUCAUCCGUUUUUCUUUUCGAAAGCUAUCCUCGAGGAGCAGGAAGAUGGGGUGAGGAGAUACAUGGAAGGGAUUUGGGAGAUUGUGUGUCCGAAUAGCGAGAAGGGAGUGGAGGAUCCGUGGAUCAACGUGGUCGGGUCGGAUCUUUCUGGAUUGGAGUGUAGGCGGGUUUUGGUGAUGGUGGCGGGAAAGGAUUUACUUGCUAGGGAAGGUAGGGUUUACGCGGAGAAGCUGGAGGAGUGUGGAUGGGGAGGAAGAGUUGAAGUGGUGGAGACUGAGGAUGAAGAUCAUGUCUUCCAUAUUAGGAUUCCUGAUUCUGAUAAUGCUCGUUUACUUGUUCAGAGGUUUGCAGAGUUUUUGAGACAAGUUUGUUGUGACGACAACGUUUAAAUUUGUUGCUUGUAAAGCAAGCAUAUUUCAAAUGGAUCUACAAAACUCAGAAGUGUAAGAAAUGUGAAAAGUGUAGCGUUAAAGAAGAAAUUCAAGAGACCUAAUUGUUUAUCCCUCAAACAUUAACUAUAUAAUCAACAGUUCCAAGCUCCAAGACAAAAAAAACUUGUGGACUUAUAUCAUCUUUUCCAGUGAGUUUAAGUAUGAUAUGAUGUUGGAAACUGUAAUAGUAAGAUGCUGGUUAAAGAAAAGCUAGGAACAUCAACACAGCUUUGCCUUAUUGGUUGUAAUGGGACUCAAAUAAUACUAGUGGGGUUGAGUGGUAUUGACUAUGAUGGAUAAGCUUAGACCCAACACAAGUCCUGGUAACUGAUUAUUUCAUUUAAUUAAAAGAAAUAAUAUAUUU
Messenger RNA from Brassica napus (rape), 1890 nucleotides. Its product is annotated as probable carboxylesterase 1. Gene Ontology annotation, molecular function: hydrolase activity. The record is from RefSeq and is a predicted model, not a curated record. Bases 507 to 1484 code for a protein of 325 amino acids. Lineage: Eukaryota; Viridiplantae; Streptophyta; Magnoliopsida; Brassicales; Brassicaceae. The transcript has a single exon.